AUGUCUACUACCACAUUGUCCUCACGUGGAACUACGGCAAGCGUAAACCAUCCGAAAGAUUUCCACCCAGAAACCAACCCCGACGGCUAUGUCUCCCUCGGCCUUGCAGAGAAUGCACUCAUGCACAACGAGCUGCGUGACUUCCUCAACGCUCAGAAGCUAAUCGAUCCUCAAGCCGUUGGCUUCACCUAUGGCAGCGGUCCCUACGGAUCUAGGGGCAUACGAGACACCAUUGCCACGUCCAUGAACCACCACUCCAAGCCCUUCAGCCCCUUGCAGCCAGAUCACAUCAUGGUCACAAACGGCGUCUCCGUGGCAAUCGAGCAUUGUGCCUGGGGCCUUGUCAACCCAGGUGAAGGCAUUCUCCUCGGCCGCCCGUACUACCGCGCUUUCCUGCCAGACAUCAGCAUAUGCACAGGCGUCAAGUUCGUCCCCGUGAGCUUUGGAGACACGGAUCCGUGUGGCAUCGAUUGCGCCACGGCGUACGAAGCCGCGCUCCUCAAGUCAAAUGCAGAGGGAACCAAAAUCCGCGCUCUCAUGCUCUGCCACCCGCACAACCCGCUCGGCCGCUGCUACUCCACUGCCGCGCUCACCGCGCUGCUGCGCCUCUGCGCAAAGUACAGCAUCCACCUCACAAGCGACGAGAUCUACGCCCUGACCGUGUGGGACAAUACCAUCGACCCUCCGUCCCCAGCCGGGCCAGCGGAACCGUUCUCCUCCAUCCUCUCGCUUGACAUCCCCUCGCUCGUCGACCCCUCGCUCAUCGACCCCUCACUCAUCCACGUACUCUGGGGCGUGAGCAAGGACUUCAGCGCCAACGGCCUGCGUCUCGGCGCCAUAUUAUCGCCUUCCAAUGCCUCAUUCAUCCAGGCUUGCAAAGCGUACGGCAUCUGGAGCAGUCCGUCGAGCCUAACCGAAAGCGCUGUGUGCGCUAUCCUCAACGAUUCGGCGUUUGUCGAGAACUACAUUGACCUGAACAAGCAGCGGUUGAGCGCGAAUGCGGCGUUUUUCAUCUGGGAUGAUUUGGGCAAGAUAUUCAGGGAGAAUCUCACUGGGUCGGUGGAGGCGGUGUCGCUCGAUGGAGAUGCCGGGAUCACGGCGAGAGUGCAUGAGCGCCUGAUGGCGAGGAGAGUGUUCUUUGUUGAUGGCAAUGCGGCGGGGGCAGAGGAACCGGGGUGGUUUCGACUUGUGUUCACGCAGCCGCCGGAGUUGGUGGGUGAGGAUAUUGUGAGAAUUGCUAGCGCGCUUAGAGCAUAG
Messenger RNA from Didymella exigua CBS 183.55, 1257 nucleotides. RefSeq names its product PLP-dependent transferase. Gene Ontology annotation, biological process: amino acid metabolic process; biosynthetic process. The transcript has 3 exons. Lineage: Eukaryota; Fungi; Ascomycota; Dothideomycetes; Pleosporales; Didymellaceae. Gene Ontology annotation, molecular function: pyridoxal phosphate binding; transaminase activity. The coding region runs from base 1 to 1257 and encodes 418 amino acids. The record is from RefSeq and is a predicted model, not a curated record.